Messenger RNA from Medioppia subpectinata, 446 nucleotides. NCBI's taxonomy places the organism in Eukaryota, Metazoa, Arthropoda, Arachnida, Sarcoptiformes, Oppiidae. The record is from the annotation of a GenBank genome assembly.
AUGCUUUUUAUCUAUUUUAAAAAUAAACUGAGUGACAAUACUGUCUAUUAUGCGUCCUCUGAGUACCGCUCGACGGCUCACAUCUCGUCCAUCGAUGAGUACACAAAACUAUACCAGAAGUCAGUCUCAGAUCCCGAAGGCUUUUGGAUGGAAAUCGCGAAUCACUUCUUCUGGAAGCUAUGGCCACAAGAAGUAGAGGUCGUGUCCUAUAAUUUCGAUGUCACUAAAGGACCCGUUUGUGUCAAAUGGUUAGACGGAUGUCAAACCAAUAUGUCUUACAAUGUCUUGGAUUUGUGCGUCAAUAAAGGACUCGGAAAUCGUGUCGCAUAUUAUUGGUUAUUAAAGGGAAUCCAAUGAUGAUAAAUCACACAAACAAAUCACUUACAAUGAAUUACUGCGCGAUGUCUGCAAAUUUGCAAAUGUGUUGAAAGGGUUGGGCAUUAAAA